AUGGAUGAUAUCGACACAUAUACCUGGAAUCAAACAACUUAUCCUCUCAACGAGUCGGGCAGUGAUGACGGGAACCACCUGGAUGAAUAUUCGAACUUUGUGCACGUUACGGAGACCACGAUACUACCUUCUCUAAUAGGCUUCUUGUGUUCCACGGGACUCGUGGGAAACAUCCUCGUGCUGGUGACAAUCUUGAGGACCACCAAGAAGACUGUUCCUGACGUGUAUGUGUGUAACCUGGCGGUGGCAGAUGUGGUGCACGUGACCGUCAUGCCCUUCCUCAUCCACCAGUGGGCGCGCGGGGGGCACUGGGUGUUCGGCAGCACCCUCUGCACCAUCAUCACCUCCAUCGACAACUGUAACCAGGUGGCCUGCGCAGCUGUCAUGACUGCCGUCAGCCUGGACAGGUACCUGGCGGUGGUCCACCCGCUCCGCCUGAUGACCCUGAGGACCCGCUCCAGAACCAUCCGGAUCAACCUGUGUGUGUGGGUGGUGUCCUUCAUCCUGGUGCUGCCCGCCUGGCUCUACUCAGAGGUGCUGCGCUUCCCCGACGGCCUGGAAAGCUGCACCAUGAACCUGGUCUCUCCCAGCGCAGUGCUCUGGUACACACUGUAUCAGACCAUCACAUCGUUCUUCCUGCCGCUGCCCCUCAUCCUGACGUGCUACUUCCUCAUCCUCACCUCGACAUGGAGGAAGUACCUGAAGACCAAGCAGGCAAGCCGCUGCAACAUGAGCCUACCCAGACAGCGCGCCGUCCGCCUCACCCGGAUGGUGCUGGUUCUAGUGGGCGUGUUCAUGGUGAGCGUGGCGCCCUAUCACGUUCUCCAGCUUGUAAACCUGAGUGUGCGCCGGCCUUCAUUGGCCUACCACACCUGCUACUACCUGUCCGUUUGCCUGAGCUACGCCCCCAGCUCCAUCAACCCCUUCAUCUACAUCCUGCUGAGCAGACACUUCCGCAAGCGCAUGCCCAACGCCCAGCGCCCAGCGACCCAGAGGGAGACAGCCUCUCCCGCCAACUCCAUGCCCCUGCUGGAUAAUGGCCUAUUGUCUCUCUAUGCCCCCCCGCCCCUCUAG
Molecule: messenger RNA, 1074 nt
Organism: Hypomesus transpacificus
Lineage: Eukaryota; Metazoa; Chordata; Actinopteri; Osmeriformes; Osmeridae
Gene: mchr2a
Product: melanin concentrating hormone receptor 2a
Biological process (GO): neuropeptide signaling pathway
Cellular component (GO): membrane; neuron projection
Molecular function (GO): G protein-coupled receptor activity; neuropeptide binding
Source: RefSeq, a predicted model, not a curated record